Toxotes jaculatrix (banded archerfish) is the source of this 3123-nucleotide messenger RNA. RefSeq names its product MDM2 proto-oncogene (gene mdm2). The transcript has 13 exons. Gene Ontology annotation, molecular function: identical protein binding; ubiquitin protein ligase activity. Gene Ontology annotation, biological process: negative regulation of apoptotic process; regulation of cell cycle. The coding region runs from base 190 to 1686 and encodes 498 amino acids. Lineage: Eukaryota; Metazoa; Chordata; Actinopteri; Toxotidae. Gene Ontology annotation, cellular component: nucleus. The record is from RefSeq and is a predicted model, not a curated record.
AGACAAACAACUGUAAACAACGGAAUAGUCAACAGACUGUAGCAUGUAGUAGCGUGGUUAGUACUUCUACGAUCCGAUAAACUGGUGGAUAAACUCCGCUUUGGGCUAUUAUUUAAUCAAGAGUAACAGAAAGGAUGGACUUCUGCUGAUACUUUUCACUCUGUAUAUACUGGAACAAUCAGCUUCACUAUGUCAGCUGACGCAGAGCUCAGCACCAACACUGGUGAUGACAACAAACUGGUCAGACCAAAGGUAGAGUUCCAUUCUUUGCUGCAACAUGCAGGAGCCACGAAAGAUGUCUUCACCAUGAAGGAGGUGAUGUUCUACCUGGGUCAGUACAUCUUCCAGAAGCAGCUGUACGACCAGAAGCAGCAGCACAUCGUCCACUGCUCCCAGGAUGCACUGGGGCGGGUGCUGGGAGUCGACAGCUUCUCUGUUAAAGAGCCACGAGCUCUGUUUGCAAUGAUCACAAAGAACCUCGUGGCUGUGAAGAGCCAAGAGUCACAACCAAGCUUAAAUGAACCACACAGCAACAGUCAGACAGACAGAGGGACAGAGGAGGCAGAUUCAGAAAGUCGCUCUUCAUCACCAGACAGGCGGAGGAGGAGGAGGAGGAGAAGGAGGAGGAGCUGCAGGAGCAAUGAACCAGGACCCUCCCACAGUGUAGAGGGUGAUGAGGAUGAGGAAGAGUCAGCGGGGGAAGAGGAAGAGGAAAGUAAGAAGAGGAGAAGGUCUGACAGCUACUCCCUUACCUUUGACGACAGCCUGUCCUGGUGUGUGAUUGGUGGAUUGGGAAGCGGGCGGGACCGACACAGCAGUCAAUCAUCAGACUCACACAGCACAUCUGAGAGGUCAGAGGUCACAGUCCCAGCCUCAGAUUCAGACAGCGACAACUUCAGCGUCGAAUUUGAGGUUGAGUCCAUUGACUCAGAUGAUUACAAUGAAGACGAUGCCUCUCUGUCUGCUGAUGACCAGGUGUAUGAGGUCACCAUCUUUGAGGCAGAUGAUGAUGACUCCUUUGAUGAAGACACAGAGAUCACUGAAGCUGACUACUGGCGGUGUGUGACGUGUGAUGAGUUGAACCCCCCUCUCCCCAGAAACUGUCUCCGCUGCUGGACACUGCGCCAGGACUGGCUGCCUGAGGUGUCUGUCAACAUAACUAACUCCUCCCCCUCCGGUCCUAAACCUCUGCCCACAAAGCCAACCAGCCAAUCAGCAGCCAAAGAAGCUCCAGGUUCUGAUGUUGAGGAGAACGAAGGAGUCGAUGUUCCAGAUGGGAAAAGAGCGAAAACUCCUCCCAUCCUGUCGCAGAGUCUGUCUGACUCCACCUCCUCUGCUCCCAACUCCCAGGAUCUCCUCUCCUCCUCCCAGCCCUCCUCCCAGCCUUCCUCCUCCAUCGACUCCCAGGAGCUUCUCCCAUCUUCCCCUACUGCUUCACCUCCAACUCCUGCUCCUGCUGUCCCUGAGUUGGAGCGAAGCGUGUCGGCGGAGUGGCGGCUGCCGGACUCGUGCUUGGACCCCUGUCUCAUCUGUCAGUCCCGGCCAAAGAACGGCUGCAUCGUCCACGGGCGAACUGGACACCUCAUGUCCUGCUACGUCUGUGCCAGGAAGCUGAAAAAGAGGAAUAAGCUGUGCCCGGUCUGCAGGCUGCCCAUCCAGUCUGUCAUCCUCACCUACCUCAGCUGAGAUGCCCCGUCUGUCCUCACCCUCUGUCUGUCCUGACCUACCUCAGCUGAGACGCCCACUCUGUCGUCACAUUUAGGCCUUUUCCACCACAGGAACUUAACAACAUGUAAGUUGAGUGUAGAAGUGUAGCUUUUGUCACAGGUUCUGGUUUUUUUUUUGGGUUGGUCGGGUGUUUUCAGAGUCUUGUAAAGGCAAGACAUCUGAAUACAUUCUCUUGGGCUUCUUACAAGUUGAGGUUACGGGUUGCUAAGUUCCUGUAGUGGAGAACGUCUACAUCAUACUCUUUUCACACAUCAGACACAUGAAAGAAGUCUGCUAAACAUGGGUUCAUCCCCUGUUCAUAUGGGACAGUUCUCACAGGUUAGUCUCCUGUGAGACUCCAGCUCCAUACACUUCACAAUAACCACAGAAUUACAAUGAAUUAAUACCCAGUAAAAUUUAAACGCCAUCUUUCAGUUUCACUUAUCUGCUUUGGCACCUGUCCACACUUCCUGUUUCUCUUCAUCUGCCUCUUGACUCUCUCUCCUUUCAGGAAGAUGUUUAAAGGAAAAGUCUGCUUUUGCUCUGUAUGUUUCUUACUGUCAACAAAUUCUAUGAAAAGACCAAAACCACCAACAUGUAAGUCUCAGUAUGUUCUGAUUUCUCUACUGUCUGUUGGUCUCACCUCGAAGCCCAUUGGAUUGUACUGUUUACUUUAGUUUACUUUAGUUACUAGUACUUUAGUUUUUCAUAACACAACAACUAAAAGAUUAUUUUCAUUAUCGAUAAAUCUGCCUGUCUUCUCAGUUAAUUCACUUUGGGCCAUUAUAACAAGUAUUUUUCACUAUUUUUGACCUUUUUUUGAUAAAAUGAUUAAUCAGUUACUUAUAAAAUAAUUGGCAGAUGAAUCGAAAUUAAUCAUUUGCUGCUGCUCUUUGAAAAUUUGAAAAGUGGUAACUAGUAUAUGUUUGGAAUUUUGUCUUGAAAAUGUAUUUAAAACUAUCAAAGUACUUACUAAUAAAAACUAACAUGAUACUAACAAGCAUGUUAAUAUAUUCAUCGUUGGUUUCAGUCUUUUUAUAGGAUUUGUUGACAGGGAGAAAAAUGCAAAAUAUCACAACAUGAUUAAAUUAUAUGUCAUCCUGAAGCAGAGAUGAUCUAUUUGUCUGUCUUCACCUUCACCUCUUGUUCUCACCUGGUUCAGCUGAACUUGCUCACGCUUUGAAGGAGCACUCCAAAACUCAUCCUGUUUCCCAUCCUACCCAGAGUCAGAUGAGAUGAUCAGUAACUGUUUCAUCAGCUUAAAGGCCGGAAGCAGAGAAACCCGCUGACCUAGCUGCAUUUAACAGUGUAGACCCUCCAGAAAUGUUUGGAGGGUGUAUUCUCACCAUCUUCUCAUCUGAAUUCAGAUAAAAAAAAAAACAAAUCAGGACUCAUCAACAUGUCAGAUUGUUCCUU